AGAUCGAGUUCUUCACUCUUCAGAAAUCAAAACCCUCGGCCCUCCUCGUCGCCUCUUCCUCUUCCGCUUCCGCUAUCCAACGAUAUAUAGAUCGUGUUGAGAUUCUGAUCCUGAAAAUGGUUUUAGAAGAUGAGAAUGUGGCCUCAGUUGGAAGACCUUGGUCCAACCUUGCAACACAUGUUCUUGAGUUGAUUUCAUCUCAGCUCUCUCCAUCUGAUCGUCCCCACUUUGCUUUGACUUGCAAGCACUGGAAUUCAGCUGUUGGUCCUACUUAUCCUGCUGAUAUAUGUCCACUUUUGCUAAACUGUCCAAGAUGGGGUUCUAAUGUGAUCCGGUACUACAGUCCUUAUUUCAACAAGAAUUUUGAACUAGAUUGUCCCUUUGACUUGUCUGGUGCCACAUUAUGUUCUUCAAGCAAUAGGUGGGUGAUGUUAGGUUGGGAAAAUAAGAUUAUGUUAGCUGACCCUAUCACUGGCAUCUCACAUGAGGUACCAUUGGAGGAGGUAAUUCUUUUCUCUCAAUAUGGUUUUUUUUGGGAUCCGACUACUUCGAAAUUCCAAAUCUUCGGCAUUAGUAACGGUGGCUAUGAAGAUGUUGAUAUUGGUAUUUUUGAUGGCGAAAGUUGGUUCUGGUCUACAUACGAGAGUGGUCUACCAUUCUUUCUGUCUUCACACUCUAAUCCAGUUUUGUGUCGAGGCAAUUUUUAUUGCCUAGGAUCAGGAGGAGAGUUGGGAGUGUACAAUCUAGAAGAGGAUACUUGGACAGUUCUAAUGACUAAGCCUAACAAGUUCAGUUAUGAAGAAUGCUACCUACUUGAGUCAGAGGGAGAGCUCUUUUCGGUACUCAUUGGAAAGUACGGAUUACCUCUUCAUGUUCUUCGUCUUGAUGAAUGCGAGAUGAUGUGGGAAAAGGUUGAAAAAUUAGAGGGGCGAAAUCUUUUCUUGGGAUCACUCACAUCAGUUUCUAGUAAUAGUACCACACUGGAAAGCAUGGAAAAUAAAGUGUUUUUUCCAAGGUUUCAUGGUGAUGUUGAAGUCAUUCGCGCAGAAGUAAAGUACUCUAGUGGCCGCGCAUUUUUUGUACCGAAGAUGAAUGGAGAGAACAAGAGAAAAGAUGAAUCUAAUAUAUGUUGGUACUCAUUAGCAGAUGACAAAUUUCAUCUCAAAUAUUUUGUGUCCAAAAAAUACGUGAACAGCAUAUGGAUUGAUCCUAUAGUUGCAAGUGAUUAAACCUGAUGGCAGCCUUUUUAUUUUUCGAUACCUUUAGGACAGGUUUGCUAUAGAAUCUAAAAGCUUGGAAUGUGAACAAUUACGAAAUAGUUUUUACCAGCCAUUUCAAUUU
This is a messenger RNA of Ananas comosus (pineapple), 1341 nucleotides long. RefSeq names its product F-box/kelch-repeat protein At1g57790-like. Bases 117 to 1229 code for a protein of 370 amino acids. The transcript has 2 exons. The record is from RefSeq and is a predicted model, not a curated record. Gene Ontology annotation, molecular function: protein binding. NCBI's taxonomy places the organism in Eukaryota, Viridiplantae, Streptophyta, Magnoliopsida, Poales, Bromeliaceae.